This is a messenger RNA of Oreochromis niloticus (Nile tilapia), 2776 nucleotides long. RefSeq lists its product as uncharacterized. The record is from RefSeq and is a predicted model, not a curated record. Gene Ontology annotation, biological process: DNA integration. NCBI's taxonomy places the organism in Eukaryota, Metazoa, Chordata, Actinopteri, Cichliformes, Cichlidae. Gene Ontology annotation, molecular function: nucleic acid binding. The transcript has a single exon. Bases 1 to 2709 code for a protein of 902 amino acids.
AUGGACAAUGUUGACCUUGAGACAGUGAAGAAAGUGUACCCGAAACUAUGUAAUGGGCUCGGGCUUGUUCAAAAACCAUACACGAUUAAGCUGAAGCCCGACGCUAAACCUUAUUCACUGAAAGUGCCUAGGCGUGUUCCACUGCCACUACUGGGCAAAGUCAAAACAGAGCUGGAGAGGAUGGAACAGUUGGGAGUAAUCAGUCGUGUGGAAGAGCCCACAGACUGGUGUUGCGGCAUGGUCGUAGCCCCUAAAAAGGACAGAGAGAAUGUCCGCAUCUGUGUGGACAUGACACCAUUGAAUGAGUCUGUGUGUCGUGAAAGAUAUAUCCUCCCCUCUGUAGACCAAACACUAGGCAUGCUCACAGGUGCGCAGUAUUUCUCCAAGCUUGAUGCUAACAUGGGCUUUUGGCAAAUACCGCUGUCCAAAGAAUCUGCUCUCCUCACCACAUUUAUUACGCCAUUUGGUAGAUACCAUUUCAAUCGUUUGCCAUUUGGUAUUUCCAGUGCACCAGAGCAUUUCCAAAACAUGAUGGUGACGGAAGUGACAGCCGGCCUCACGGGAGUCGUGUGCCACAUGGACGACAUCCUGGUCUGGGGAUCCACGAAAGAGGAGCACGACAUGAGACUCCACGCUGUCCUCGACCGUGCAGAGAAGGCGGGCGUCACCCUGAACAUGUCAAAAUGUGAGUUUGGCAAAAGAGCAGUGAAAUUCUUAGGAUUCAUUGUGUCAUCCGAAGGCAUGAGUCCUGACCCUGACAAAACUAGUGCGGUGCAGAAUAUGAAAGAGCCAAGCACCGUGAGUGAGCUUAGAAGCUUCUUAGGAAUGGUGAAUCAGUUGGGGAAAUUCAUCCCAAACCUCUCCGAAAAAGACAAACCACUGAGAGACUUGCUUUCAACUAAAAACAUGUGGUACUGGGGGCACGAGCAACAAAAUGCAUUUAGCAGUUUAAAAGAAGAACUGUCAUCCGCUCCAGUACUGCAACUUUACGACCCAAACAAACCCCAAAAGAUCUCAGCAGAUGCCUCUUCAUACGGGUUGGGGGCAGUUUUGCUACAGAAAGACAGUGACGUGUGGUCACCAGUCGCGUAUGCCUCACGAUCAUUGACACCCACAGAGCAGCGCUAUGCUCAGCUGGAAAAAGAAGCGCUGGCGCUCACCUGGGCCUGUGAAAGAUUCAGUGACUUUAUUCUGGGGCUGCACUUUGAGCUUGAGACCGACCAUAAGCCACUCGUGAGCCUACUUGGAGGGCAGGCCUUGGAUUUGCUUCCACCGCGGAUACAGAGAUUCCGCAUGCGCCUAAUGAGGUAUUCUUACACUAUAAGGCACAUUCCAGGCAAAAGCCUCACCACAGCCGACACGCUGUCACGGUUACCGCUGACACACAGUGUGAUUUCCAGAGACAAUGAUCUUAUGGAGGACACUGAUAUUUACGUUGACGCAGUGCUGGAGGGCCUUCCUACUAGCAGCAAAUACCUUGCAGAUCUCCGUGAGCAGCUACAGUCUGACAGCGUCUGUUCCCAAGUCAUGAAGUUCUGUGCAGAGGGCUGGCCUGACAGGAACCAGCUGCAGGGUGUAGUAAAACACUACUGGUUGGAAAGAGCAGUUUUGAGCGUUCACAAUGGACUACUACUGCGAGGCACAAGGUUGGUCAUACCUGCAAACAUGCGAAAUGCAGUUUUGGACAAAAUACACGAGGGUCACCAAGGGGUAGUUAAGUGUCGAGAACGCGCCCGACAAGCAGUGUGGUGGCCAGGCUUAAGUAAUCAGAUCAGUGAACUUGUCCUUAAGUGCAGGCUUUGCAUACAGGAGAGAGUUAAUGUGAGGGAACCUCUUAUGCCCACACGUUUACCUGAGAGGCCAUGGCAGAAUUUAGGAGCUGAUUUGUUCACACUAAAAGACAAAAACUAUCUGUUGGUAGUAGAUUAUUUCUCGAGAUAUGUCGAGAUUGCUCAACUCAGCCCGACUCGUUCAGCCAAUGUGAUUGUGCAUUUAAAGUCAAUAUUUGCACGCCAUGGAAUACCUGAAACAUUGAUUACUGAUAAUGGCCCACAAUUUGCAUGUCAAGAGAUGAAAGACUUUGCAAAGGACUACUGUUUUGAGCAUGUCACCAGUAGUCCCAGGUACCCGCAGAGCAACGGCAAGGCGGAGAGAGGCGUCCAGACCAUCAAAAAUCUCCUCAAAAAAGCCAGCGAUCCAUACAAGGCAUUGCUGGCAUACAGAACAACAGCGCUGGCGAAUGGCUACAGCCCGGCUCAACUUCUCAUGGGGCGCAGGCUUCGUACUACUUUACCAAUGCUUCCUGAAACCUUAGAGCCAUGUCUGCCUGAUUUUCAGCAGAUUUGUCGUUCUGAGAGAGAGAAAAGGCUGAGACAAACCGAAUGUUUUAACAAAAGACAUAGAACAAGAGAACUGGAUAAAUUGUUGCCAGGGCAACCAGUCUGGAUCACGGAUGCAAAAGCACAAGGCACAGUGACAUCAGUCCACCCGACUCCACGAUCGUACAUCAUCAGUGGACCCCAAGGGACGAUCAGAAGGAACCGCAGUCAUCUUGUGCCAAUCCCACAAACAGAGACUCAAACCGAGGCAAAACAGAUCCAGUCCACCCCUAUAGAGACUGUUUCUGAGCCAAGCGCACCCCAUACACCAGGUGUGGUUAGAACCCGGUCUGGUAGGGAAGUGAUUAAACCAAAAAGACUUGAUCUGUGAAGCUAAUUGUUUGGAAAGGAAAAAGUUGUAUUUUGAAAUGCCAAGUUUUGUUUUUGAGAAUGACGUG